Molecule: messenger RNA, 606 nt
Organism: Aspergillus mulundensis
Lineage: Eukaryota; Fungi; Ascomycota; Eurotiomycetes; Eurotiales; Aspergillaceae
Product: flavin-dependent quinone reductase
Exons: 1
Coding region: 1-606 (201 amino acids)
Cellular component (GO): cytosol
Molecular function (GO): FMN binding; oxidoreductase activity
Source: RefSeq, a predicted model, not a curated record
AUGUCGUCCAAGAAGAUUGCCGUUGUGGUCUGCAGCACCCGCGAGCCUCGACUGAAUCCCUUUAUCGCUCGAUAUGUGCUCGAUCGUGCCGCACCCUACAUUGAGACCGAAGCCAUCGAGAUCCUUGAUCUCGGCGACCAAGGUCUUCCGCUAUACAACGAGCCUGCUGUGCCCUCACACCUUCCUGAGACCGAUCCGACACCUCACUACGUCCACACCCAUACGCGAGCCUGGUCCGCAACUGUGCAACAGUACAGCGCUUUUGUAUUCGUGACCCCGCAAUACAAUUGGAGCAUUCCUGCGGCUCUGAAGAAUGGGCUGGACUUCUUGUUCCAUGAAUGGCGGGGCAAGCCGGCAGCGAUUGUGACAUACGGAGGGAGGGGUGGUGGAAAGGCCGAAGGUCACUUGCGCCAGAUUCUGCAAGGACUGCGCAUGGAUAUUAUACCCACGGCUCCGGCACUAACAGUCAAGGCUACGACGCUGGAUGACUGCUUAAAGACUCAGCAGAUCAGUGUGGCUGAUCUGGAUAGGUGGCGGGAAUUUGGUGUGGAGGAGCAGAUGUCUUCUAUGUUGGCGGAAUUGUUAGAAAAGGUUCGUGGGAAUUGA